This is a messenger RNA of Pteropus alecto (black flying fox), 498 nucleotides long. RefSeq names its product phospholipase A2 group IIA (gene PLA2G2A). The coding region runs from base 1 to 498 and encodes 165 amino acids. Gene Ontology annotation, biological process: lipid catabolic process; negative regulation of T cell proliferation; arachidonate secretion. The record is from RefSeq and is a predicted model, not a curated record. The transcript has 4 exons. Lineage: Eukaryota; Metazoa; Chordata; Mammalia; Chiroptera; Pteropodidae. Gene Ontology annotation, molecular function: phospholipid binding; calcium ion binding.
AUGAAGACCCUCCUGCUGUUGGCCAUGACCAUGGCCUUUGCCCUGCUGCAGACCCACGGGGACUUGCUGCAGUUCCGGAAAAUGAUCCAUUUGUUGACAGGAAGAGAACCUGUGUUCAGUUAUGCCUUCUAUGGUUGCUACUGUGGCUUCGGCGACAAAGGGUCACCCAAGGAUGCGACAGAUCGGUGCUGUGCUACCCACGACUGUUGCUGCUACGACUGGCUGGAGAAGCGCGGCUGUGGCACCAAGUUUCUGAGCGACAAGUAUGAAUACGAGAGUAGGAAUACACAGAUCCUCAGUGCAAAACAGGACUAUGGUAGGAGACAACUGUGUCAAUGUGAUAAAGUGGCUGCCUUCUGUUUUGCAAGAAACCAGAAAACCUAUAAUAAAAAGUAUCAAUACUACAAUAAGCAGUGCACUGGAAGGCCCUCAGGUGCUGAGAGUCCCCUAACCUUGGAAGCCUCACCAUACCACACAAUGCUGAAUUUCCUUCUCUAG